CAGUAAUUUUACAUGGGGUGGAAGCGCUGUGAGGCUCGCAAAGCAGCAGCAGCAGCAGCAGCAGCAGGCAGCAUGGUUUCAGACUUUUGUUGAAGAGACCACGCCUCUGGUUUGCUGCAGCUCGGUGUGCAGUGUGACAGCGGCUUGCCUGAAUUUAUUUCAGUCGGGGACGAGAGAGAAAUCAGGAGGAAGGAAUAAGGCGGAUAUCGGUGCCCUCUCUCUCCCUCUCUCUCAUGCAGUUUUGAGACGCCCCCUCCCUGCACCUGUUCUGCUUCGUCUUGUCGCCGUCUCGCCGGAGUUGAGCCUCUUGCGAGUGAGCGGACGUCGCUUCUCAUUGUUAGAUAGACGUUGUUUUGAGCAUGACUUCGACGUACAACCUGGAUUUCCACCCUCUGGCCGAAAGUCGGUUAAUGACUUCGAGCGACACAAUCAACGGAAACGGCAGCAAGAUGAAUGGGUCGCUGGAGCACUUGGACCAGCCAGACCCAGACUCCAUCAAGAUGUUUGUGGGACAGAUCCCGCGCUCCUGGUCAGAAACAGAACUGAAAGAGCUUUUUGAGCCCUUCGGAGCUGUUCACCAGAUCAACAUCCUCCGUGAUCGCACCCAGAAUCCCCCUCAGAGCAAAGGAUGCUGUUUUGUAACUUUUUAUACAAGAAAAGCUGCACUGGAGGCCCAGAAUGCACUGCACAACAUAAAGACCUUAAGUGGGAUGCAUCAUCCUAUCCAGAUGAAACCUGCUGACAGUGAGAAAACAAGUGCGGUAGAAGACAGAAAACUCUUCAUUGGAAUGGUUUCAAAGAAAUAUGGAGAGAACGAGAUCAGAAUGAUGUUCUCCUCUUUCGGACAGAUUGAAGAGUGCCGAAUUCUCCGUGGACCAGAUGGUCAGAGCAGAGGCUGUGCGUUUGUCACAUUUGCUACCAGGGCAAUGGCACAGAAUGCAAUCAAAACCAUGCAUCACUCUCAGACUAUGGAGGGCUGUUCCUCACCUUUGGUGGUGAAGUUUGCUGACACACAGAGAGAUAAGGAGCAGCGGCGCCUGCAGCAGCAGCUUGUUCAGCAGAUUCAGCAGCUCAACAGCGCCUCCACCUGGGGAAACUUGGCCGGCCUGGGGACCCUCACGCCGCAGUACCUGGCUUUGCUCCAGCAGGCCACAUCUACAAGUAACCAAGGCAGUUUCAACAGCAUUCAAAGGCUAGGAGCAGGUGUGAAUCCCCUUCAGCUGCAGAACUUGGCCACAUUAGCUGCUGCUGCAGCUGCAGCUCAGAGUUCUGGCAGCCCGACUUCCACCAGCGCCCUGUCUGCAAGCAGUGGAGCCCUGGGAGCCCUGGCUAGUUCAGCCGGUUCAACAGCAGGGUCCAGCGCGGGUGCUGCCAUGAGCACUUUGGCAUCUCUGGGCACCCUGCAGGGUCUCACUGGGACCUCUAUGGGCCUCAAUCUCAAUGCUCUCACCAGCAGUGUUGGUGGUAUGGGGACGAUGAAUGGAGGCCUGGGAGCCUCCAUGGCCAAUGGGUCAGCAGCCAGCUCCAUGGAUGCUCUGACCCAGGCCUACUCAGGGAUGCAGCAGUACACAGCCUCCGCCCUGCCCUCCCUCUACGGCCAGUCUCUCCUUCAGCAGAGCAUUGCUGGCAGUCAGAAGGAAGGGCCAGAGGGCGCCAACCUGUUCAUCUACCACCUGCCCCAGGAGUUUGGGGACCAGGAUCUUCUGCAGAUGUUCAUGCCUUUUGGAAAUGUGGUCUCUGCCAAAGUCUUCAUUGACAAACAGACCAAUCUGAGCAAGUGCUUUGGGUUCGUCAGCUAUGACAAUCCUGUGUCUGCGCAAGCUGCCAUUCAGGCCAUGAAUGGUUUCCAGAUUGGAAUGAAGAGGCUGAAGGUUCAGCUGAAGCGCUCCAAGAACGACAGCAAACCCUACUGAUCCUAGCCCCGGGCCCCCCCCCUCCCCAGCUCUAAUGCUAGCACUGCUAGGGUAAGUUCACCCUCCAGCCAAGGUCACCACAGCAGAGACUCAGUGGGACAUGGGGAAAGGAGCCCACCACAGGAGGGAGACUCACUCUAUUCCUAAAAAAAAAAAACCAAACAAAAAAAAAAACAUGGUUUGCAAUGAUCUUUCCACAUUUUACUGUAUUUCAUUCCUGAGGUUUUAUAAUGUGAUUUCAGUCGGAUUAAAUAUUUUAAUGUAUAUGAUUAUUUAUGAUUAUCACUGGAGUCAGUGUUCGCUGGAGGUAUUUUGUGUCACUGUAAUUAGUGGAGAGCAUCAGGUGUGUUUCCAUGCCAUUUCAUUGCCUUCAGGUCAAGCUAGACAGGUUGACUAAGGAUCAGUUGUUGUGUUGAAGGGCUGAAGCCAGGCCACGUAAACCCAGAGUUUCAACACGCGUUUGGCUUUUUCCAUGUAGUCUGUCUCUUUCAUUUGUCAUUCUCAAUGUGAAAAUCUUUUGCACUCUAAAUUCUUCAUUCAUCUUUGCUCCCCAUAUCUCUCCCUUUUCUGUCUCCCGCUCCUCUCUCUCUGUCGUGUCAUUAUCUAAGCCAUGUUGAGCUAGGCUACCUCUCUUUUCUCUAUUAACAACCCCUUCCAGUCAUUCCAUCCAUCCUCCAAGUCUCUCACAAGGGAUUGGCUCUAGAUGGAUCUCUUUGGGUGCCAAGUAUACAGUUUGCAUGUUGGAGUCUUUGGCAUAUGUCCCAGUGGUGUCACUUCCUUAAAUCUGUGUAUUGUUUUUGUGUGUCAGGAGAGCAAGAGGUGGGAGGGGGAGAUGUUUACCACUCUGUCCUUACUGUAUGUGGUGAUUGGUGUUGUUUUUUUGUUGUUUUUUUGUGCCUCAUGGCUAAACGAUUCUUGUGCUGUGCCCCUAACUUUCUUUUCUCUCCUCUUUGUCUUCUCUCUCUCUCUCCCCUCUCUAUCUCUUCCUUUCGUGUUUUUGUUCCUUUUUUAGAACAAAUCUCCAUGCCUGUUUGCUCAUCAUUAGCCUAGCAUGUCUUCAUGAUGUUGAAAGCCAAGCCAAACUCCUGGCCUCAUCAUCCCACCAUUGUCUGUGAUGUCUCUCUAAGCUCGCCUGACCAAUACCUGGCCACCCACUGACCCUUGACCUUAGCUCAACCUGAUUUUUCUGCAUGUAUAUCCUUUUUUUUUUUUUUUCUUUGUUUGUUUUUUUCUGUAUAGAAAUGUGACAGGUGGGAGAGAGGUCAAGCAAAUCAAUGUGAAAAACUUACCUGCGUUGAAUUCAUUUAAGACUUUUUGUUUUUGCAAAAUUUGUUUUUUUGCGAAUGUUUUAAAAACCUGUGGGAUUUCUUAUUUUUAGAAAUGUUUUUUUUAUGUUGCUUUCUUUUUACCUCUCUCAGUAAAGUUCACUUGAAAGUUGAAUACAGGGAUUGGCACACAGCUGUGCUAUUUGGUGCCAUUAGCAAUAUGUUGGCUUCUUUAACAAAAAAAAAAAAAACAUGCUAAAGACCACUUUUCAACACCUUUUUGAAAGUCUGACGAGUUAAACCCCUCUCAGUGCUCUGUAAUGAUCUCUACAUUUUGCCGGCAGUGUGAAGAUUUACACCAAGGCUAUUUAAAAUAUAUUUCCUUUUCAUUUACAAAAAUAUUCAGUGUAUUUACUUUUUUUUUUGAACUAUUGAUGGCACAAUAAAAGGUACAUUUGCUCUGUUUGGAGAAAUGACUACCUACAUGAGUCAACUUUUUUAGAACUGAUUCACAAAUAGACAAUCUGUGGUUUAAAUGCACACUUAGAUUACCUAUAUUUUAUACCAUUGAAUCUAUAGAAGUUUAACUAACAGAACCCAGGCAAAACUUUGGGUUUUUUGUAGAUUAUGUUGUAAUGUCAUCUGUGUCGGGGGGUCUUCAGUGUACUACAUUUUUAAAGAGGACUAAAAAUCAGUUUGAUCAGCGUGACCAUUUGCGGGUAAUUUCUAGAAAAUUAAACACUUUAAGUCAAAAAUCCUCUGCAUUACUUGUAAUUUCAACUUCUGGGGGGAAAAGAUUUUUUUUUUUUUUUUCCAGAGUCACAAUAUGUAGAUUUCUUUCUUUUUCUCCUGCGUUUGAAGAAAAAUUUUGUGUUCAACUUCCACGGUACGUCUUGUUGACUUUGUGAAUUUCUCAUUAAUAAUUUAAUUAAUGGAUGUUUCACUUUGGUUUAGUUUGGAUGCCUCAUGUUGAAAGAUGGAUUUACUAUGUCUGUUAAUCAUACAGAUGCCAGACAAUGUCUUCUUGUUUUUAUUUUGUUAAAGUGCCCAUGUGUCAAACUGUUUUUGAAUUCACACAUUUUUGUCCUGUAAUAUUACCUAGUUUUCUUUACACACACACACACACACACACACACACACACACACACACACACACACACACACACACACACACACACACACACACACACACACACACACACACACACACUUUCUGUGAUUGCAAAUGUGGGAGCCCCUGAAGAAGAGAUCACUUGGACACAACACAUGGCCUGUGGGUCUCUGCACAUUUUAUAGACACACACUUGCUUUUUUUUCUUGUUUUUUGCUGAUCGUUCUUUUAAGUGACUUCCAGUAUCAUGUUUUAGUCGUACACAAUGCACAGCACAUUAAUACUACUAAAUCCACCACAAUAGUGUUGGUUUAUAAAUACAUUCCAUUUUUUCAGCACAAAGUUUACACUUUUUUUACCGGGGUGGUAUUUUGUCUUGUACUACAAGUUGUUGAGACAACCUUGGUAAAAUAACAACCACUCCCCCCCCCCCCCCCCCCCCCCCCCCCAAAGAAGGGUUACCUAAAACUGCGUACCUGAUGGCGCUAAAGAGUUGUCAACUCAGGGGCUUUUUUGUGUGGAUACUCACACAGGAUUACAAUACAAAAUGCACAGUUGUCACCAUUUGACUUUUUUUUUUUUUUUUUUUUUUUUUUGGGUUUGGAUUUUCUUCCUUUCUCAAAAUGCAUAAAAAUUCCUAAAUACAUAAAAUAAAUGGGUACCAAAUUAGAAACCGUGCUCGAGGGAAAGUGUUGUAGUUUUGUAAGGAAACGUUAAGCACAAUUGUGGGAGCUAAUCACUGUUACAGAAUGGGGGGUGUGUGUGUGUGUGUGUGCGCUUAUAAUCCCCAAAUUUUCAAGGUACCACUGAUUUCACUUUUUAAUAUGGGCAUGUGCUUUUUACAGUGUGUUUUUUCUAUCCAAAUGCAAUACAAUAUUCAAAGUGCCAUAUAUACGUCUAGAAACUGCCUACACAUCCUUAUUAGGCCUUGGUUUAGAGAUUGCUGCAGUUCGCCUUUUUUGUCUAUUUAUGCCAGUGUCAUGAAAGCUCUUGUCCCCCUUCUCCUCAUCCUCUCCCCCACUCUGUGUGUUGAGUUAUUGGUAAAUGUGUAUUGUGAUGUACUCAAUUUGAACAGUUGAUUAAAAAAUUGUAGAUAAACAAUAAACUUCCCUAUACAUUUGAAGGUUAAACCUCUUUCUUAGUGAGUGUGAACACGUGUACUGUAACACUUUGCGAUACAAAUCACGAUUGGUGAUCGAAUGUGUUGAGGGAAUUUUGUUUGGAAUUGAAAAAAGUCAUAAAACAAGCUAAAACUCAAGUAAACAAAAUUGGGAGCCAUGUUGAUAAGAUCUUAAAAUGAUAGAAUUGUGUGUCAAACACUGAAAUGAUUGCAGAUGUGCGGCGAUGUGUUGUAUGGUGAAGUGUUACUGUGAAUGAAUAAAAAAAAGCACAAUGUACAGUCCACAGCGGUCCCAACAGGAACUUGACUCACUUCAGGGGCUUCCAUCACAAAUCUCAUCAAGCUCUUAACAAUCACUUUCUUGUGUUGUUUUCAUAUUCUGAAGUGCUAUUUUUUUUUUUUUUUGACAGUGUGGUAGCUUUGCAUCUCUAUAGAUAUUGUCUUGAUCCAAAAGAAGGGAGGAGGAGGAAGGAAAAAAAAAACAUCUUGUGUUAUUUUCUUGUCUGAUAAUCGGUAGGACUUUGUUCAUGUUCCACCAAUAAUUUAAUAGAUGUUUUAUCUUGUCUUGAUGAAAGCCAAAGUGGGUGCAUCUUGAUGUGAUCUGUAUUAUACAUACAGUAGUUCUUCUGUUCAGUGAAAAUCAAUUUUUUUGAAACUGGGUGGGAUUUGAAAAAGAGAAAAAAAGACAUACACAGGCUUUCCAAUUUCUACAACUGGUUGUUCAUAUGUAUUUUGUACCAGUGAAGCUUUUUAUAUUGGAAAUUAAAGGAAAAAAAUCUAUAUUGGGAAAAAAAAUUGUCUGGCCUCUCAAUGUGGCCUUGCCUUGACCAGGUCUUGAGUUUGGCCUCUUGGUGGUGUCAAGCAAUUUUUUUUUUUUGUUGUUGUUUUGGUUUUUUGUCUCUAAAAAGAUGCCUGAUUUUGAAUUUACUUCGAUCUCUACAUGUUUCUUCACUCCGUUAAUCAGUUUCAGUUUCGGGGGGGUUGGGAUCCUCUAACUCGUGGUAAGUUUCAUGUUAGUAUUUGUGCUGUCCACAUAGUUUAAUGGUCAUCAGGAUUUCGACAACUUGUGUGGAUAAUUGUCUUAGUUGAAGAGUUAACUGUUUAGUUUGAGCCUUGCUUUUUACCUGUGUAGAGUUUUCUGUUUUUCCCAUAGCGGCGUGUGUAGCCGAAAGACUCUGUGUUCUUUUUUUGGUCAAUGUUUGUUCAUGUGUGGUGUGUUUCUUUGCCUCUGUCUCCAAAUUAAACCAUUUCCCCUAAUAUGGA
Molecule: messenger RNA, 6672 nt
Organism: Micropterus salmoides (largemouth bass)
Lineage: Eukaryota; Metazoa; Chordata; Actinopteri; Centrarchiformes; Centrarchidae
Product: CUGBP Elav-like family member 2
Exons: 13
Coding region: 360-1913 (517 amino acids)
Biological process (GO): regulation of alternative mRNA splicing, via spliceosome; mRNA splice site recognition
Cellular component (GO): ribonucleoprotein complex; cytoplasm; nucleus
Molecular function (GO): mRNA 3'-UTR binding
Source: RefSeq, a predicted model, not a curated record